AUUUUUUGCGUACAAGACGGAGAAAUCGUGACAGGUGUGGAAGUGUAGCAGUUACUUUAACAGAAUCGAGCUAGUCGAAUAAGAUUAGAGUCCACAGAAACAGGAAGCAAUGUUUCAAAGCUUGAUCAAGCUGGCAGUCCCUAUCCGGGGGAGGGCGAACUGUUUGAGAAACAACAGAGGCGUUCUAGCCAGAUCCUAUGCACAGAGUUCAUCCAACUCGAUUGCAGCUCAGCAGAGAAAGAAGAUCUUGACGUACCAGAAGACCAGCAUUGGCGAGGUUGAAGCUGAUGCAGUGUCAGGCAGCAGAGUCCAUUCUGGUGUCCUCGGAGGUGGGGGUGAGAACGAGACCAUCAUCCACCCUGCAUUUGUCACGUCGUCGAACCUGACGAGUUUCCUCGGGAAGCCUGUCCGACCUGUGGUGAGUGUCACACGGUGUGAGACGUACGACUUGGCGAAGGUGCGGUCAAAGCUGUCGCUGAAGGGGGUUGCGCCGAUCCAAAUCGUGCCCAACGAAUGCAUAUUGUUCAAGUACAAGCAGCAGGACGUGUUUGUCUUCAAGUUCGGGACUAUAGUGGCGUGGAACAUCGAAGAGGAGGAGAUUCUCCGUGAGGUGGUUCCGCUUUUCAAGGACGCCGAGAUACACACGUACUCGUACCAGUCCGAGGACCUCGACUACGUGGAGCUGACGGCGAAGACGGGCGCCGGCGCCAACGCUGCAGACUCCCAUGUGUCUCCGGAGACGGAGAUCAUCUGCUUGAACUCGGAGUCUCCGCAGCAGAAGCUGCUUGACAUGCUGGCGUUCUCUUAUGGAAUCUCCCGCUCGACCAGACUCGCCAUUCUCGAGGAGGCCGUCGAGAGACACAUCCAGCUGUCGAGGCUGACUAUCGACAAGCUUUCGGAGGGCCAGCGCAUUGCAGUCGACCCCAAGGACACGCUCAAGCUCUCCGGCCGCUUGCUGCUUCUCCGCGGGAAGCUCAACCUCUACUCCGAGCUUGUCGAGACGCCCGACAUCUACUGGAGCGAGGCCCGUCUCGAGAAGAUCCACGAGAACAUCUCGCAGGCGCUGGACAUCUCCAAGCGGAUCGUCAUCCUCAACCGCAAGUUGGACUACCUCUCCGACGAGGCCGAGGCGCUCAUUUCCAUCAUGUCCAAGCGGACUGAGGUCAAGCUCGAGCUCAUCAUCAUCUACUUGAUUGUCAUCGAGGUCUGUUUCGAGGUGUACCACUUCUACGACCGUCUCGGCGGCAAGUACAACAUUGAGUACUUCCGUGCAUUACUCCAGCGCCCUGCCUAGCUCUUCUGUCUUUCCUGUAUAUAUCCAUCUCUGAUUUCUCAGACUUUUUGUCGCCUUUGCCGCCUUGGACGUCAAAGACCCUCCUUAUCCAUAUCUUAUCAUAUCCAUAUUCUCUCUUGUAGAACACCUGAAUGAUGGUUACGUAAGCAGAAUCACGUGCUUUAGAAUUGGCUCAAAACAGAAUUUUUCCCCCCG
Messenger RNA from Pichia membranifaciens NRRL Y-2026, 1489 nucleotides. RefSeq lists its product as hypothetical. The record is from RefSeq and is a predicted model, not a curated record. Lineage: Eukaryota; Fungi; Ascomycota; Pichiomycetes; Pichiales; Pichiaceae. The transcript has a single exon. Gene Ontology annotation, biological process: positive regulation of mitochondrial translation. Bases 110 to 1294 code for a protein of 394 amino acids.